AUGGCAACAAGUCCAUCGCCGCAGCUAUCACCCACCAUGGGCUUGAGAGUCGACAGACAGCAGUCUAACUCCCCGCCACAGCAACAGCUUUCGAAAAGAGACAAGAAACGCACUUUACUCGCCGAACGCCUGGCUGAAAUCACGAUGCAGUUCUCCGCAAACCGAGACCUUCAUUACCGCGAGCAGUUGCAGGCUCUGCAAAUCGACAUGAACCUCAUUAUGGAGGCCGACGCUCAUGGCGAAACCGCACUGACGAACGAUCCAAAUGCGAUUGACUUGCUGGUUCAAGAAAACAUUAAAAAAUCUAUGAUGAAGUCCAUUGGACCGAACCCUCCUCCGAGAGCUGGGAAGAUGUAUGCGGAUUUUGCGAAGAACGUCAAUGAUGCUAUGGAGGAGAGAGAUGCAGCGCUGGCAACCCAUAAAAGGGACUUCGAUGUCAAAUUGGGCGAACUCGAAGCAGCGCAUGCGUACAGACAGAAGCUUGCUGCCUCCGAAUAUAAAGCAUUGGCCAGCACUCUCCGCGAUCGAUUGAUCAAUAGCGUCACGAACAAAAAAAAUCGGCUCUCAAGGGACAAGGAGUCAAUGGAAAUUGGCGAAAGCAAUGCCCUUCUUCUACAUCCCAGCCAGUUCGGCAUUGCGAAUCCUUCCAGCCCGGGGGGACUUCAUGGAAAGAGGGCCACGAGACUUCGCCGAGACGCAGACGACCUUCAUAGUUUUGGAGAUAGUAGCAAGCGCAAGCGUAAGGCUAUGGAUAGCGAUGAGUCUCCAGCUCCUACUCGGCAGCGGGUCGACAAUGGCAACAGCACACCUAUUUGGUUUGCAGAGAAACAAAGCCUAACAUCCGCCCAAAUCGAUUCGUCACUGUAUAGCAUUGACAAGCUUUUCACCGAGAAAGAGCUGGCUAUGACCUAUAAUGUGUCCGCUUUGGCUGCACAUUCGCAUCUGCAACGACAUCCACCUUUCAUAGACGAGGCGGAUUCUGCAACCAAAUCCGACUCCAGCUCUGAGAACGAAAAAGCAAGCGGGGCAAAUGAACAGGACAAUGAGGAUGUGGAGUCUACGAUGGGAGCUCCAAUGAUGGAGAGGGGAUACUCGCACGCAACUCGCAGCACACGAGGCCUAGCUGGAAACUAUUCCACAGGUAUUGGGAUUGAUGCUUUCAACGACCUCAAUGUUCCGGGCAACAUGCAGGCUCUUACACGACAAACCCCCAAGUUACCCCCGAUCCUAGCUAUGCAGAAGACAAUCGGAAAGGGCGAGGCUGCAAAUCAGCCAGCUCCUAUGAGUGCCGAAGACGCAGCUUCGGAAUUGGACAUGAUCCGGCGAGCCCGAUCGUACAACGACAAGGAAGGCUACGGACGGAACUUGGAGUUAGAUGUUGGUGGCAGGAGCCUCUUGGAGAUGGCCUCCGCACCCAGGCUCUAUCACUAUUUUGUCAAGUCUGAUGACAAGUCUUCGUAUUUGAGGACGACUAAUGAACGGGAUGACGACGGCGCUGUUGGGGGAGAGAUGAUGGAGCAUCAGCAGAGUCAAGCCGCAAGUGAAUUCGGUGGUGUUGCGAUGAGCCGUCAAGCAACUGGUGAGGGUCAGAGUAGCCGGGGAAGAAGAAUUAAGCAUAAAGGCGAUUAA
Venustampulla echinocandica is the source of this 1629-nucleotide messenger RNA. RefSeq lists its product as uncharacterized. Gene Ontology annotation, molecular function: histone deacetylase binding. The record is from RefSeq and is a predicted model, not a curated record. The transcript has 2 exons. Bases 1 to 1629 code for a protein of 542 amino acids. Gene Ontology annotation, cellular component: Sin3-type complex. Gene Ontology annotation, biological process: negative regulation of transcription by RNA polymerase II. Lineage: Eukaryota; Fungi; Ascomycota; Leotiomycetes; Helotiales; Pleuroascaceae.